Thermochaetoides thermophila DSM 1495 is the source of this 5904-nucleotide messenger RNA. RefSeq names its product putative proteasome activator protein. Gene Ontology annotation, cellular component: nucleus; cytosol. The transcript has 3 exons. Gene Ontology annotation, molecular function: peptidase activator activity; proteasome binding. The record is from RefSeq and is a predicted model, not a curated record. The coding region runs from base 1 to 5904 and encodes 1967 amino acids. Gene Ontology annotation, biological process: proteasomal ubiquitin-independent protein catabolic process. Lineage: Eukaryota; Fungi; Ascomycota; Sordariomycetes; Sordariales; Chaetomiaceae.
AUGGACGAGCCUCUGGAGAGGCACUCGGCCAUGGCCGGCACCUUCUCGUCGUCGACCCAGCCUGCCAAACCGUUCGUGAAAGCUUUUGUGCAUUCCAGCGAGCCAAUUUCACGUGCAACGUCCCCGGGCCUUGCUUGUGGCGAGCACGAGCAGGAAGAUAACAAAAAGCGAUACCGUCCCCGUACCUUCGACUAUUUCCGCCUCCUACCUUUCCCAGUCGAAGAUGAGUCGUACAGGGAUGCUGCUCUCAAUCGGCUUCUCAAAAAUCUCUACAUCUCCAUCAUGGCCGAGGACUUUGCCCCGGGCGCUCUUCACUGGACCCGUGAGCUGACUGGCUGGCUGAACCUCAAGUUCGAGAUGACUAGGGAACUGCGCGCCCGUCUCACGCAGCUCUACUACCAUCUCGCCCUAGCCCCAGGUCUGGACGGAAAUACGGCAGAUAGAUUUGCCAAGAUGGUAAUAACGCUCACAAGAAAAAAGCACUAUUUAAAGCCGGGUGAGGACCUAACCCUGGAUUGGCGGCCGUUGUGGAAGGAGAUCAAGGCCCUGGUGUUGCCGUCGGAAUGCGGUGCCCAUCAGAGUAUGCGCAGAAGAUCCCAGAAGCACAUUGUCAAGCUGUGCCUGCAUUGCAACUCGUACUUUGACCCACGGGAGAGAAAGGCCAUCUUGGACGAGGUGCUCCCCUACUUCAGCACCUCAGCCAUCUCCAAUGCCUACAUUGUCGUCAACAUCCUGAACCAUAUCCUGCCGACGACUCCGGCACCCCCAACCGAGCCGCUGUCCCAGCCUGCCGACUAUCUGCCGACCUUCUUCCACUUGUGGUCAUUGAUGGCGAGAUCUAAGGCAUUCGACAUCUGCUUCAUCGACAUGUUCUCGCGCAUGGCUAGGGACUACCUGACGUGCACCCACGUCCCGUUUACCGAGCAUGGUAUCUUCACCAGGGAACAGUCGGACCUCGUCUUCACUGCCAUCCUGCGACUCACCGAGAUCCCCGUCGGCCAGGCUAACUCGCCUUAUACGUCCCUGGACGUGGCCUCGGGUUUGGGCAUGUACCUCGAAAAGGACCGGAAAAAGCAUCCGGUUUCCUACAUGGUUGCCAGGUGGAUCGCCCACUCCCUGUCACCAAUGUGUCUGAAGGCUGAGAGUUCGAUCCUGUCCAGUCUCGAAGGUCUCUUGGAGUCGAUCGACACUUUCUUCCAUCCGUCUAAUCAGGGCAGUUGGACCUCUUUUCUUGCCCAGCUCACCUUCUACCUGACCGACAUCUUCGUGUCGCGAUGGAACCGUGAGAAUAGCGGCGAGCUGGAGGUCCCCGAAGAGCGGAAGAUCACACCGGAGCUCAAGAAACGCUUUGUCAUGGCUUUGAGAGAGGUGACUUUCAUGGGAAUCUUUUCCAAGGGCUCUAAGGUGGUCAAUUACUACUAUUCGACCCUCCAGGGCUUGGCGUUCCUUGAGCCCGACUUAAUUUUGCCAGGUGCGCUCCAACGCUUCUACCCUAGUCUUCAGGGGUUGGUUGAGGUACACCGCACGACGGCUAGUUUGUGCGGUUUGCAGAUGAUCGCCAACAUCAUGUCGAAGCAGAAAGGCUACCGCUGCCAUAUCACAGCGUUGCUGGCUCUUGCCCUCCCUGGCAUUGAUGCCAAUGACCUGGGUAAGACGCAGUACACGCUCAACUUCAUCCAAGCCGUAGCCUACAGCAUCCCGUUUGUGGAGUUGGCUGAGGAGGAGAAGGCGGGCGUGGCGAUCGAAUGGGUCCAGCGGGAGAUGGCCCGGAUGGAGGAAGAAGGCCAAGACGUGAAGAUCUGCUACCGGGAAGAGUUGACCGAUGAAGACGAGGCCGAAAUCUUGCGCUCAUCGACUGCCGGCUUGGGCCAGUUUGUCCUCGCCCUGCUGGGCAAGGUGUUUGCCUUGUUGGAGAACCUGCCGGAUUCCAGCCACUUGCGUACCGGGUCCCCCGAGGACAAUGUAAUCAACACCCUGCCGGCAGCCCUGACACCGCUGUUUGCCUCUCUGUCACCGAAGCUGUUUGACAUGGCCCUGGAGAAGCUCGCAGAAUUUGUCUCGAGUCAUGUCAUCCACCAGGCCCGCGAUGCUAUGGCCUGGAUCUGCAGCGCCAUGUGCAAGGUCAACCCAGAGAAGACGCUUAAGGUGUUCAUUCCCAUGUUGAUCCGCAACAUCCGCAGCGAGAUCGAUGACAACGGCGCGGCAUCCGACCGGAGCAGCGGAACCGAGAUAUUGCCUCGCGACCGUGCUCUGGUCUGGUACGUCAGCAUGCUGAGCAUGUGUGUCGUGCACGUCGGCGAUGAGGUCCUCAAGUAUAAGCGGGAGCUGUUCGACAUCGCCGAGUACAUGCAAGAGAAGUGCAGGGGUCUGCCGACAAUUCAUGUUUCCAACUACGUUCACCAUCUCCUCCUGAACUUGACGCACACCUACCCCAUCGACAACGCGCUCUACGAGCCGGACGUCAUUGCUCGUGGCCUGGACAUCCAGGACUGGGGCGCGAUCACCGAUCCAGCCAAGCUGACCAUCAGGUGGCACCGCCCUUCGCACGCGGAAAUCGAGUUCGCUGUCGAGCUUUUCGAGAGCCAAGCUAGUGGUGCGGCUCGCAGGCUCGAGCAGCUGAUGAGCGACGAUCCGCCGGUGAGCAGGAAGGGUAAGAACAAGGAGUGGUCGGACGAGCUGUCGAGAAGCUUGACGGCUAUUCGGUUGAUCAUCUCUGGUAUUGCCACAUUAUUUGACCCGCGCCGUGCUUCUGGUGAGGUGGUCAACGGGGACGCCGAUCCCAUUCAGAAAGAUGCUGAUGGGGAUGCUAUGAUGGAGGAGGAUGACGACCCGCUUGCUGAGGUCGCUGACGAUGAAGAGCUCAAGCGUCAGUUCCAAUACCCGGCCGGCUACCCGCUCAGACCCAACGAUCCGUUGUACGACCGCAUCCACAAACUUCGCGAGGAUAUCGGGGAGCAGCUGUCGAAGACUCAUGCCUUCCUUAACGCCAACCAGGAGGACGAUGUCGCAUGCUUCACGGCUCUCUAUGCUGCCUACCGGACAUGGAUCACUGACGUGGGAAUUGAGCGCUCGGCACACCCUCUAGAGCGUCUUUUGCGCCUCUACAAGGCCGACAUCUCGCCCUUUAAGAUCAGCGGCUUACGCAAACAAUACCCUCGUCCCCUGCUGAUUAAGCGUGCCGACGCCUACCAGCUCCAGCGCGUCAAGUACAAUGCAGCCUACCGCAAGAAGAGCAAGCUCGACGAGCGUCUGCUGAUGGACCUCGCCGAGUCAUGCACCUCGACGUACUCUGACGUGCGCCGCGUUGCCCAGGGUGCACAGGACUCGUCGCUCAAGGUGUUGAUCGCCAGCCGGCCGCUUGUAAUUCCUGUCAUUCUGGAGAAGUUCCGGGAAGCGCUCGAAAAAAAUGAUCACGAUCGCAUUAAGGGUGCAAUGUACACGUUGCUCUUCACGUCGCUGAUCAAGACUGUUCAGCGCGAUUGGCGGUAUGCGCCCGACUUGAUGAGGCUAUACAUCCAGACUGCUGCUGUCGACAAGUCGUCGAUUCAGAACCUCGGUUCCUCGGCGCUGUACCAGCUCAUCGACUUUGGCAAGCCGUUUGAGCACCUGAUCAUCUUCGACCGAGAGCUUGUCGAGACUAUCCGGCCCAGCGAUGACGACUGCUCAGCCAUCAUCCAGCGGCGCCACGACUUCAUCAAGACGCGUCGUGCCCAAGUCGAGGAAAAGAAGGCCUCCCUCGGCCUCGAGCUGACCAAGUUGGCCAAGGACUCACACUGGCGUAUUGCGAACCGGUGCACCAUCUUUGCGCUAAACAUGUCCCUCAGGUUCGACCGCCUUGCGCCGCCUGAGUUUGUCGAUCUCGUUGCCAACGGCGUCAAUGAUACGCACCCUAGCCUGCGUGCGAACUAUCUGUCGGCGUUCACGGCGCUCUUUACGGCGAUCGACAUGCGUGCGGUUUAUGGGCAUGACUACCGGAAUUAUCUCCUUGAGCAGGAUAUUGACGAGAACCGGAUCGAGGUCCCUGUGCAGGCUGACGAUCCGGAGGCUUGGACACAAAAGUUCCUGGCGCAGUUUGGCCAGUACGACGAGCCGGAGUAUUUCGUCGAUUCUGACUUCCCAGGCUGGCUGGUCUGGGGCAAGACGUUCCUUGCGUGGCGUGGCAAGCCCAAGCCGUUCCUGGCCUAUGACGAGGUCGAGGAUGCAGUGCGCACUCAGAUCGGCCAGAUCAUCACCAAGCAGUGGUUCGCCCAGUGCUUCGAGUACCUCAAGCAAGAACCGCGCGACCAGAACUCGGAUCGUUUUCGUAUGCAGAACGUCAUCCUCCUGAGCCACGUGUUCGACUUGAUGUACUAUGGGAAGACGGUCGCCACUCUGAAGGAUGUGAUUGAGCUGGUUAAGGAGGUGUAUGGGGAUGGAAGCGAUAGGAACCAGCACCGUGCGACGGCCGAGAUCUUGGCUGCGCUCCUGUCAGGAAGCAUUGAUGAUCCGAAGGAAAUGCGUGAUCAGGUGUGGGCAUUUGCUGCACCCAUGUUGCUCAAGGUCAUCGACACCGACAUCAACCCGGAGAACCUGCACUACUGGGCCACUUGCCUGCAUGUCGUCAUUGACGGGAAGGACCCGCGGCGAUCGCGCGAGUUGACCGAGAAACUGGAGGCUUUCCGACUCGAUAUGAACUCUAAUGCCGCGUUUAAGGAGUCAUCAAAGCUUCAGCUCAUCGAGUUCAUCAUUAGCGACGCCGGCUGGCACUUCCGGCACGAGAAGCCCAUCCUGGAGGAUUGUCUGGCGCACAUCGACCACCCCUACAAGGCUGUCCGCGAGUCUAUUGGUCGGAUCAUCGCCACGAUCUAUCGCACCCGCUACCAUGAGUCCUUUCGUGAUGUUACGACCCUCCUGGAGAAGAACAAGGCUGCCUCAUCGCUCGGUCUUGCUCCUUACCAGCCUACAGAAGAGUUUGCGGCUACCAUCCGCGAUGUCUUUGAUCGUCUUGAGAAAUGGCGCUGCGAACGCACUCCCGGCCAGCAGACUCCUUCGUCGUACACCUCAGGCGCCAAGACCGUCCUCAUCUGGCUGGACAGCAUGCUCUCCUCGCAGGAAUGCAUUCAGCUCGUCCCAUUCUUCCAUGACCCUUUCGUUGACGCCCUCCUGCACAUGAUGGAUGUCAAAGAAGACCCUGAGCUGAUGAAGCUGGCCUACCACGUCUACCGCCAUCUGCCCAACAUCCCAUUCCGAGCCGGUGCCGACGGCGCUGACGACGCUUUCCUCCAAGCCCUCAUCCGCGUCGGCAAGACAGCCUCCUCAUGGCAUCAGAGACUCAGAGCGCUCGUUAACAUGCAGGUGGUCUACUUCCGCCGACUAUUUCUCAUGGGCCCCAGGCAGCGGGAGAUGCUGUUCGAUGCCGUCGGCGACAUGCUUGCCGACCCGCAACUUGAAGUCCGCGACUGUGCGGCUGCUACCCUCGCAGGCAUGAUCCGCUGCUCGCCGCGGGCGAUUCGCGACCCGAUUAUUUAUGCCCUGAAGGAGCGGUUCGAGAAGCAGCUGAAGGAUAACCCCAUGCCGAAGCGUAGGCGUGCUGGGCCGGGGGCUCCUAAUGCGGCGUCGGGGACGGAGACUCCGGCGGAAGUGCAAAGGCAGAUUGUGAGAAGGCAUGCGGCUGUUUUGGGGUUGGGCGCGCUCGUUGAGGCGUUCCCUUAUGCUACGCCCCCGCCGAGAUGGAUGCCCGAGGUGCUGGCUCAUUUGGCGACCAGGGCGGCGAGUGACCCUGGAGUGGUGGGUAAGGCGACGAAGGGAAUUUUGGCAGAGUUUAAAAAGACGAGGCAGGAUAGUUGGGGAGUUGAUCAGAAGUACUUCACCAGCGAGCAGCUUGAGGACUUAGAGGGCGUGUUGUGGAAGAGUUACUUUGCUUGA